Molecule: messenger RNA, 1628 nt
Organism: Laetiporus sulphureus 93-53
Lineage: Eukaryota; Fungi; Basidiomycota; Agaricomycetes; Polyporales; Laetiporaceae
Exons: 8
Coding region: 80-1462 (460 amino acids)
Source: RefSeq, a predicted model, not a curated record
CUUGAAGUGCCUCAAACGAAGGCGAGGGGACACCAUAGUGCGCGCGCCCUUCGAUUGAGCUUCGACGUGUCUACUACCAAUGCUGCCGAUUCCUUUUGAUGAAGAUCGGCUCCUGGCCGAGCUUCAGAAUCUCUUCAUGUCGAACACUCGUGCAACUUCUACAGCCGAGAAUGCUGCCCAACACCUGCGCUUACCUUCGUCCCGAAUUCGGUCGCUCUUGAUGGAAGUUUGCGAACGCAGCUUGGAGCCCUUCCAAACAGAAUCGAUGGCCACCUUACUGGAUGAAAUCAUGCCGGACCACGAUAAGACACACAAUGCAAGUCACGUCCUGCAAUGCCUCUUGUCGAAAUGGAAAAAUGGCUGUGCGGAGAAUACCGCGAUACUCACUGAGACGUAUUGCGCGGAGCUUGGAAGCGGCAGUGCAACAGAGGGGACUUUCGUGCAGGUUCUCGAUUCAGAUGCUCAGCACACCAUACAGAGAAGGCUGCAUGGCAUGGACGCCGCAAUAUCGAACCUGGAUUCUACCGUCUAUGAUAUUGAGCUGCGCGCAAGCGAAGAGAAAGAUCGAACAAAGAACGAUUAUCAAGCCAUGUAUCAACGCUUGAAUGGCUUCAGCUCUAACCUCGAUCUGCAACGCUUUGAUCUUGAUACGCUCCUGUCAUCAUCAGAUAUACUGGACGAACGAGUCCUGAAGCUGGAGAACACUUUGAAUUCGAUACUGACCGUAUUCGAGAGUUUAUGCGAUGAGACGUCAAUGGAGAGACUACAGCGGCUCAUACACAAGGCCAGAACACAACUGAACGCCUGCUUCGACUUCCAGCAAGAAUCCGUCGACUUGGACAGGCCAAUAGUAGAUGGAGCGACAGUGGACGACGUAGCUGAACUCACUGAUCUGAUAGAGCAAUACAUUACCAUAGGACGCAAUCUGGAGUCGCUUGCGAGAAAAAAAAUUGGCAUCCAGUCAGCCUUUCCACUAGAGUCUGGUGAUUGCGAGCUGCAAGACGUGCCUCAAGUGCAGACACAAAAUGAUGAUGUCACCCUUGAAGGCCUGGGUUUGCGCUCUUUCCAGUCGAGCAUUUGCCAUGAGUUGGAGGAACCCUGGCACAAGAGCUCCACUCGUGUUCAGUAUUCUCAGGAGAGUGCAUCAUCUGGAACUUGUUCUGUGACACUGUCGUCGGCAAGAGGUUUCUGGGAUGUGUUGGCAACUUUACUACCCAUUGCGGAGAGCCUCUGCACAUUGGUUGCCAGAUUCGAUCUCGAUCAUCUUUUCGGGAGUCGAUUGUUGGCGAGCCUCCCAAGAGUACCCGCUUGCAUUUGCAUUUAUGGGAUUGAUAUACCACCUUUACGGCACAUCGUGAUGGGAGCACUGGCCUUCGCAACUAUGAUGUAUGUUCUGAAUACCGUGACAACCUUACUCAGUAGCAGAUCCGCUGCAAUCUGUGAAGGGUUUAGACUCUCCUAAAAUAGUAUACUUCCAUGCUUCACAGAGUAACGACUGAUCCAUCAUUCUAUACAUACGUACACCUCAAUUGAGACCCCCAGUUGAGUGCGAGCGGGUUUACGUCAUUGAACUUACCUUUAUUGCCAUCUAAACAGAUGGAUGUCUCCUUUGGCAUGUAUGCCGCGGU